Macrosteles quadrilineatus (aster leafhopper) is the source of this 1025-nucleotide messenger RNA. Its product is annotated as endocuticle structural glycoprotein SgAbd-3-like. Lineage: Eukaryota; Metazoa; Arthropoda; Insecta; Hemiptera; Cicadellidae. Gene Ontology annotation, cellular component: chitin-based extracellular matrix. The coding region runs from base 81 to 503 and encodes 140 amino acids. The record is from RefSeq and is a predicted model, not a curated record. The transcript is spliced from 3 exons. Gene Ontology annotation, molecular function: structural constituent of chitin-based larval cuticle.
UGGCACUGCUGUACUAUAUAGCCGCCUCACCUUCAAAUUGGCUCCAUUCAACACAACUCCGCCUGCCAUCCACUAUCGCCAUGAUUCACAUACUGUUGGUAAGCCUGGUAGCCACCGCCUGGGCCGCCCCUGCUGAACUUCCUGCAGCUCCUCUAACCAAGUCUCAACAGAUACCCAUCGUCUCACUGGAGAACAAUGUCAACUUUGAUGGCAGCUACAAAUACAGUUUCGAGGGUGGCGACGGCACCCGAGCCAUCCAGGAAGGAUCACUGAAGCAGGUCGGCCAAGACGUUGGUGAAUCUGCCCAAGGGUCGUACUCCUACGUGGGUGACGACGGUAGGAACUACGCCAUCUCCUACACUGCUGACGAGAACGGCUACCGACCCCAGGGGGACCAUCUCCCCCAGCCACCACCCAUACCUGAGGAGAUCGCCAAGAGUCUGGCGUUCCUGGCGACCAAGGCACCCACCAAGGAAGAUCUGGAAGGUCAAUACACUCCUUGAGAUGGAGGGUGAUUGAUAGUAGGGGGAAUAGGUCUGAGAGAGGAAACUUUUGUUAUUUACUUCAGAUUUUCUAAGAACAAUUAAUUUUGUUUUAAUGUCCGUACCAGAUUUAUUUAGGAAUGCGAAGAUUUAUACUCUGUGAUUCUGAUCUGAUUGCAGAAAAUGAGUUUUCAAAGAAUAUUAUUUAACAUCAAAAUUAGGUACGUUUGAAUCAAGAUGGUCGAAGUAUUUUAUUCUUUUAAUUUAACUGCGUACGAUAUUAUGGUAAUACGAAGAUUUGUCAUACCAAAUAUCUCUCCUGGACCUAUUUAGCCCUAAAAUGGGUAAUAAAGCUGUGAUCUCUGUGGUAUUUAGUAAUAAUCCUUUAGCUCAAAAAAUUAACCUGGUUCUACUUUAUAAAAUAUGCAUAUCCUUCAUACAAUUAGUGUUACUACUUUAUACUUCAUUCUAAAUAUUUAUUACAGAAAGUACAAUUAGAUUCUGUGUUUAGCUUAUGUGUAUAAAUAUAAGUUUUAUCGUGUU